AUGGAGCAUUCUUCGAUUAUACACUACUUAAGUUCUUCCAUCGAAGCCGAUUGGGUAGCACAAAGUGAAAUUAUUACGAGACACAUUAGCAGUAACAGAAUUGCUGUAAGCGACAGUAGUAAAAGCGAGAGCAGCAUCGUCAGUAACAGUAAUAGCACUACCACAACUGAAGAGCCAGUAGGAGGUGCUGCUAGUAGUAGCAGUAGCAUUAUCCAUAGACGUUAUGUCAGUCCAGAUGAAGCUGAGAAGCAAGCAUUCAAUCAUGCUGAUGCAUCUAAUGAAGGAUCUUUAACAAAACAUCAAUAUAAAAUAGCAAUGACGGCAUUGUUUGGUUACUCCCCUAAUAAAUCGGAGAUAAAUUAUGUUUUCCGCUCUUCUUCAAAUAAAAAGAUUUCGCUCGAGGAAUUCGAGUAUUGGGUAUUUAAAAAAUGUCCUAUAGGUCAGUCGACGAUUAGUUUAGAAACUAUAUUUGGUUUGAUAGAUAAUGAUAAUAAAGGAUAUUUAACAAUGACAGAUUUAUGGAAAGCUAGUGAAGUUAUUGACAUGAGAAUAUCACCAUCGAUAUGGUAUAAAACAUUUAAAGAAUUAGAUCAGUACCAAAAGGGAUAUAUUGAUCUGGCUGAGUUUAUAUACAUUUUCACUAAUAUCAAAAAUAAUAUUAAUCUUAGUUAUACAUAA
Vespa crabro (European hornet) is the source of this 678-nucleotide messenger RNA. Its product is annotated as EF-hand calcium-binding domain-containing protein 11-like. The transcript is spliced from 6 exons. Gene Ontology annotation, molecular function: calcium ion binding. The coding region runs from base 1 to 678 and encodes 225 amino acids. The record is from RefSeq and is a predicted model, not a curated record. NCBI's taxonomy places the organism in Eukaryota, Metazoa, Arthropoda, Insecta, Hymenoptera, Vespidae.